UGAUAACAGCUGUGGGAAGAUUUGUUGGCUCUCUGUGUGUUUCCCAGCAGCCUGUUGCGCUUACGGAUUAUUCUGGUACAGUGCCUGGAUUAUGAGAGCGGGGGCUUAAAUGUUAAAAAGAUACUGUCAACCUCAUGGCUGCAGCAGGGAAGCUCUCAGUGGACAGCUUGCUGCAGAUGUCCAGCUCUGAGCUGCAGGACAUGAUGAGACGCCUAAGCUCCAACUCAGAGGACCGCUCUCGCCUCACUACUGCUCUCUCCUGUCUAAAGAGUGUUAAUGAAACAGGAGGCGAUCUGAGGCAUAACUCAGGCUCCUGCAGUUCUGAGUCACAACAGGACAGCAGUCCCUUUUCUCCUAUUAGCCCCUCUUUAAGCUCUGGCAGCCCUUUCACCUCAUUAAAACCCAACAGCAAUCAUGGCCGGUCCAUCUCUAUAUCAGUGGUACCCUGUUCAGAUGACCAGAGACCAACUGUACCAGCUGAGAACAUGAGCGAUCCGUUCUCUUUGGAGUCAAGCACCCCAUCACUAACACAGGUCUCAAAGACCCACACGUUCAAGUCCUCCCACACACCACCACCACACUCUCGCAAACUGUUGCAACUGCUUCCCAACAUUGCACUUACGAAAAACAAGAGUCAUGACUCGCAGCCGACCAACCGCAACGAGGAUCCUGGGACACACAAGGCCUGUAAGAAGAACAAAGUGUUGGCUGCUAUUCAGAUCAACGGCUCUGGGAUCAGUCCUGAAGAUUCAGCUCUAAGAUCACCUCUGCUAUCUGCCCAAACACCUGGCCCUGUCCCAGCCUCAGCUCCAUACAUGAUGCCUGUUGCCCCCAUCUUACUGGACAAUCUAGCCAUGCAGAGAAGUUCCCCACAGACAAUAAGGAGAGACAUUGGCCUGGCUGUAACCCACAGGUUUUCGACUAAGUCCUGGCUCUCCAAGACAUGUCAAGUUUGUUCUAAGAGCAUGAUGUUUGGUGUCAAGUGUAAACACUGCAAGUUAAAGUGCCAUAACAAGUGUACCAAAGAUGCACCUUCAUGUCGGAUAUCGUUUGCUACGUUGCCAAGGAUGCGUAGGGCAGAAUCGGUACCAUCAGACAUCAACAAUCGGAUUGAUCACACAGCCGAAGUCUCACUGCAGUUUGGCACCUUACCAAAGGCACUAACCAAAAGGGACCCUGUCCCCAGUAUUAACCAACUGGAAUCCAGCAGUAACCCGUCAUCAGCCACCUCUUCCACACCUUCCUCUCCAGCACAUUUCCAGCAGAGUAACCCUCCAAGCGUAAGUGCCACCCCCCCACCUAACCCAUCACCACAGAGCUCCUGGGACAACCGCUUCAACUUCCCAGAUGUUCCUGCCUGCACAUACAGCGCUCAGCAUUCUGGCAGUCACAAUGAGUCUGGGGUGUCACUGAUGGUGAUUACUGAGACACAAGUAACAGCCUCAGAACAGGGACUGGAAGAGGAAGGAGAGGAACAUUACCCAGCUAUGGAUAAAGAAGGAGCUGACCAGACUGACACAAAAAAGAGUUAUUCCAAGGAAGAGUAUGAUGAGGACGGUCUGGAUGAUCUGCCCUCUUCUAUAUGCCGCCGUCAGGCUGCAGGCCGUUCUGGGGUCCCCAUCUCUCGUAAGGUCAGCCAGACCAGCGUCUACCUCCAGGAGUGGGACAUCCCGUAUGAGCAACUACAGCUGGGAGAGCUUAUUGGAAAGGGUCGCUGGGGUAAGGUGCAUAAAGGUCGCUGGCAUGGUGAGGUGGCCAUUCGCCUUCUAGAGAUUGAUGGCAACAAUGAGGAUCAUCUGAAAGUCUUCAAAAAAGAGGUUAUGAACUACAGGCAGACCAGGCAUGAGAAUGUCAUCCUGUUCAUGGGCGCAUGCAUGGCUCCUCCUCAUCUUGCUAUUAUCACCAGUUUCUGUAAGGGUCUGACUCUAUAUUCUGUUGUAAGAGAAAGAGGUCACCUGCUGGAUAUAAAUAAAACCAGACAGAUUGCACAGGAAAUCGUUAAGGGAAUGGGUUAUCUUCAUGCCAAAGGCAUCAUUCACAAGGAUCUGAAGUCCAAGAAUGUGUUCUAUGACACAAACAAGGUGGUGAUUACAGACUUUGGCCUGUUUGGAAUGUCUGGUGUGGUACAAGAAGGCAGAAGAAAGAAUGUGCUACGGAUACCACAGGGCUGGAUCUGCUACCUGGCUCCAGAAAUUGUUCGAAAAUUGAGCCCAGAGGUUGAUGAGGACCAGCUGCCUUUCUCCAAAGCUGCUGACAUUUAUGCUUUUGGCACAAUCUGGUAUGAGCUGCAGAUGCGAGACUGGCCCAUUACCAACCAGCCUGUGGAAACUAUAAUCUGGCUAGUGGGUAGUAAUGAAGGCAUUAAGAAUGUGCUGUCAGAGUCCAAUCUAGGCAAGGAGGUCACGGAGAUCCUGUCUGCCUGCUGGUCCUUUACGGCACAUGACAGGCCACCUUUCACCCAGCUAGCAGGCAUGCUGGAGAGACUUCCUAAACUCAACCGCAGGCUUUCUCACCCUGGACACUGGAAGACAACAGAAAAAGCUGAAAUUCUAUGAAGCUAAGAGGAACCAUUACACCAUCAGUCAACAAAAAUGCUGUAAAUAGUGUUUUUUAAAGAAAUGUGAAAAAUGUAAAGCUGGCCUGCUGAUGAUCAAAUGAUAUAUAUGUACAUAUUUAGACUGUUUUUAAUGUGACUACUGUUUUAUUUUGAGGAAAGAAUGAAUAAUGUAUCAAGUAAAUGCAUUUUUUCUACCUUAACUGGCAUUUUAGACGCUUUCUUUGCUUUUUCUUCUGAUACGUGAUAUUGUUUAUCACAGUCUGUAAUGUAUUGCAUUUCUCUUGUGUUUCUGCAUUUCCCUUCUCCUUUUCUUCUGUCUCCAACUUCCUCUUCUCUGGAUGUUGCCUGAUUCACCUUGGCCUGUUCCUGUUGUGCCUGAUCUCCUGACGGCUUCCUUUGGGUCCUGCAAUUCCAUCUUUAUCUAUGAUCUUGUUUCCUUAUCUUUCUAUUUGCUUACUUGUUUUCCAACAUUCCUGUCUGUCUACUGGGUCCACUCCUAUUUUGGUUAAGGCCACUGGAUAAUCAUGAAUGCCUGAGACGUCACUGCCAUCAGCAUAUCACUAAGUUAGGCAGUGAGAGCUUGUUAAAUUGACUGAAAAUAUGAUAUGAAAGAUGUAGCUCUGACAGAUUUCCUAUAAGAUCGAAUAUUAUGCGCGCACUAGCCAAAAUUUGUAUUCUAGAUGAAAACCAGCAGAUGAAACCUUUUAAGUUCUGUCAGGGAUGUCACUUCUGCUCACGAGUUUGGAAGCCCUUUCAAAAUGUAAUUGAAAUGAAUGAAGAUUAAAACAUUUGAAUUUGAUACUUAUUGUUCACUGCUAUUAGGCAGAACUCUGAAUGAGGAAGUGAUUUCAGACACCACUGAAGACAGUGACAUCAUAAUAGCUGGGUCUAAAAAUGCUUUGCUUUCAUCUUUAUCUCUUUUCCCUUGAUUAACCUGUGUGCCUACUUUCCCCCCACAUUUCCAACUCCUAACCUUCAGUGAAUGUAAAUCUUCUUAUAUAUGUUUAAAUGUGAUUGUAGGCAUAGUCUCAUGGCCGUUUGAGUUAUCUGCAUAGUUAACUAAGUGCUGCUGGUUUCAGCUCUUAGUUAAUUUAAAACACAAUUUACUCCAAGGGUUCCACCAGAGUUUACUUUCAAAGGGUCAGUUCACCAAAACUGGAAAACAUAAUAUACACACAGUAAUUUCUUAAGCUACUUAAUAGAAAAAGUGUUGUGCUUAUAGGUAUACAUUGAUUAGUAUGUAUUUAUGUCUUCCAGCAAAA
Oreochromis niloticus (Nile tilapia) is the source of this 3819-nucleotide messenger RNA. RefSeq names its product kinase suppressor of Ras 1. Gene Ontology annotation, biological process: Ras protein signal transduction; protein phosphorylation. The record is from RefSeq and is a predicted model, not a curated record. The transcript has 19 exons. Bases 135 to 2555 code for a protein of 806 amino acids. Lineage: Eukaryota; Metazoa; Chordata; Actinopteri; Cichliformes; Cichlidae. Gene Ontology annotation, cellular component: cytoplasm. Gene Ontology annotation, molecular function: ATP binding; protein kinase activity.